AAAGAAAUCAUUUCUAAUUUUCUUUUAUAUAUUUCAAAGCCAAACAUUGCAUGAGGAGAUGCCAUUCAUCAUGCAGAUUUAGUUAAAAUGAGAGUGAGCCCCCCCAUGCUUUUCUUGCCUGCGCACUCGUUAAACCUUCAAACCCAUCUCCUUCUUCCCUUUCUUUUUCUCAAGUAACACCAUUUGCAAAACAGUUUUGUUUUGAAGCUGCUCAUUGCUCUUUCUCUCACCACCAGCCACCCCUCUCUCUCUCUCUCUCUCUCUUUUUUUUUUUUGUUUUUUUGAAAUCCCAUGGAAUGAGCUUUGGAUCAAUAGAAAAUUGUAAGACCCCCUUGUUGGGAUGACCUGAAUUUGAAAAGGCGGCAUACAGCAGAUGAGGAUGCCAAAAUACUCGCAUGUGUAUCAAAGCAUGGAACGGGUAAUUGGACCGGUCCCAAAAAAAGAAGGUCUUAGGAGAUGUGGGAAAAGUUGCAGGCUUAGGUGGACUAAUUACCUGAGGUCUGAUCUCAAGCAUGGCAACUUCACACCCCAAGAGGAAGAAUUGAUCAUUAGGCUUCAUGCAGCUAUAGGUAGCAGGUGGUCUAUAAUAGCCCAACAACUUCCAGGAAGAACAGACAAUGAUGUGAAGAGCUAUUGGAACACUAAGCUCAGAAAGAAGCUUUCUGAAAUGGGAAUUGACCCUGUCACCCACAAACCCUUUUCUCAAAUCCUUGCGGAUUAUGGAAGCAUCGGUGGCUUCCCAAAAUCCACAACUCGAAUUGGUUCUCUGAAUAGAGAUUUGAAAAACGCAGUCAUGUUUAAAACAGAACAAACUUCAGUCCCAGCACAAGGAUUUUCAGGCACCAACACUCAUUUGAUGGCACCAGGAGUAUCACCAAAAGUGGAACCCAACCAAGAGAGCUUACUGAACAGCAAUAAGAUCCCCCAUUUCCUCUGCCAACACUGCGAAACUAACGAUGACCACUCGAUGGAUCUUCUAGCUGAACUCCAAACCAUAACAGUGGUUAAAGAGUCCUCAAAAUCCACCAAGCAUGAACCUCCCACACCCCAUUUUGUCAAUGAAGGCUCUUUGAUGUCAUCGCCAUCGUCAUCCUCUUCUUCUACCUGCUGUACUGCAGCACAAGAUAAACUGCCUCUAAGCUUCAGUUGGCAAGAUUUUCUUCUCGAAGAUGCAUUUUUGCCAGGUGAUCCCCAAGAACAUGAAAACAUGGCAGGAUUUUCAACCAAAGGCUACUCAUGCCAAAUGCAAAAUGUGAAAGUACAAAGUGAGCUCAACAGUGGGGGAGAACAAAACUUUAAUGGAGUAGAAAAAAUGGCCUAUGGAGUUCAGACCAAUGGCUUCCAAGCUUCAUCAUCUUCUAGUACUUCAUUUGUUGAAGCCAUCCUUGAUCACGACAAUGAGAUGUUUAUGGAGUUCCCUAACCUUUUUGAGGAGUCAUUCUACUUCUAUUAAGUUGUUGUUGGAUUCAUAGGAUUAUAAAAAAGCUAAUAGCGAUCCAUAUCAAAGCCUGUAAUAAAUUUAGAAUGAUGAUGAUUACAUUGGGCUUGUUAUUCUCAUCCCUUUACUUACAUACC
Malania oleifera is the source of this 1575-nucleotide messenger RNA. RefSeq names its product transcription factor MYB35-like. The record is from RefSeq and is a predicted model, not a curated record. NCBI's taxonomy places the organism in Eukaryota, Viridiplantae, Streptophyta, Magnoliopsida, Santalales, Ximeniaceae. Bases 374 to 1453 code for a protein of 359 amino acids. The transcript is spliced from 3 exons.